Molecule: messenger RNA, 1509 nt
Organism: Diaporthe amygdali
Lineage: Eukaryota; Fungi; Ascomycota; Sordariomycetes; Diaporthales; Diaporthaceae
Exons: 2
Coding region: 1-1509 (502 amino acids)
Source: RefSeq, a predicted model, not a curated record
AUGUCUGACGGCGAGGACUACGGCUCUCCUGAAGCCAUCCAGCCAACUGGCACCGGCACAGGACGCCAGCACACGCCUUCCCACCGGAAGGGUCCACGCUUCAGCUGGACACCGGCUUAUGAGGCCACCUUUUUCCGUUCGCUGUGCGAGAGCGUCAAGCUGGGCCUCAAGGACAACCACAGCUUCAAGCAGGAGGCCUGGGACCGCGCCGUGCAAGCCCUGGCCGAGCGGCAUGGCGCCUACCCCAACAAGGGGCAUCUCAUCAACAAGAGCGACAAUGCGCGCAAGAAGUUCCGGCUGUGGAGGGGCCUGAGAGAGGACCCAGAGUUUCUCUACAACCCCAAUGCGAGGACAGUGACUGCCAGCGAGGAGGCUUGGAGGGCGCACAUCGAGAGAGAGCCCCUUUCCAAGUCACUGCGCAACCGUCCGUUCGAGCAUGAGGAGUUCAUGGAGAUUCUCUUCCCAGACGUUGUCGGGUCCGGAGGAGCACCAAAACGAAUCACGAAGCCGCGGCGCAAGGGAACAGGCGAGAUGAUCGAGGGAGACGAGCUCGACGACACACCUGGAACCAAUGUCCUGAACCUCCUGGGCGCAGACACCUCUUUUCUCCAAUCCACGCCGAUCCAGACCCCGAUCCAGCCGCCUACCGUGCCAUCCAACGGCACCAUUCGACCCACCUCCACCACCCUGCCUGCGCGCACCUCGAUCGCCUCCUCGAGUGCGCUGACUCCGCCAGAUGAGGUACCUGUCGAGCCUACCCACACUGGAAAUACGCGCAAGCGUUAUCUUGGAUCCAACAAUGGCGCCGGUCCGUCCAAUGCUAGCGAGAAGCGCCGCCGUACCGGUAAUAACAAUUACAUCGAUCUCACUCACUCAGCACAACUGUCCAACUCGGAAAACCCGUUCCAACUCGGUAGCAAUGGUGCUGCCCCGCAGACCAAUGGCAAUAGCGGCAACCCACAGCUCACGCAGAACAACCCACAUAACGCGACCACCGCAACCGUCACCGCCACCACAACGAACGGGGUCAGUGGCAGUGGCGGCGGCAGCAGCGGCAGUAGCCAGGGCGCCACAAAUCGUACGCAGCAUUUCCAGGACGCAAUGAUCGUCAUUGCCGAACAGAUCCGCACCCAACGGCUCGUGCCGGCCCAGCCCGCCACUCCUAAUUGGCCUCAGCAGGCAAUGGAGGUAUUUUUCCGGGACUUUGGCGACGAGGAGAUGGACUUGCAGAUCAAGAUCGGGGAGAAAGUGUUGUGCGACAACAACAAGGCCAUGAUGUUCUGCAUGAUGCCCGAGGACCUGCGCAGACACUGGGUCAAGCGCCUGCGGGAGCUGCACAACCUCAACGGAGGCUCUUCGAGGGGUGACAUCAACAUGCCCGGCCCUGGGCCCGUGCCUAAUGGGGGCGGAGCAGGCGGCAUGAUGGCUGUUGUAGGCGGCCCGGGGAUGCAAAUGGGCUCCAUGGGUAACCCGAACCCGAUGAUGCGCAACGGUAGUCAGAUCGGCUGA